This is a messenger RNA of Gorilla gorilla gorilla (western lowland gorilla), 2773 nucleotides long. RefSeq names its product spermatogenesis associated 1 (gene SPATA1). Lineage: Eukaryota; Metazoa; Chordata; Mammalia; Primates; Hominidae. Bases 220 to 1503 code for a protein of 427 amino acids. The transcript has 13 exons. The record is from RefSeq and is a predicted model, not a curated record.
GUUCCAGCUCCACACCCGGCCCCGAGCGCGAGCCUGGAGGAGGGGGAGGAGAAGGGGCGGAGCAGUCAGUGGGCGCGGCGGCUGCUGGAGGCUAGCGCGUCACGACUCUUAAGUUCUCCUUUCCUCUCCAGAGGGGCGAUUAGGGAGAGAGACCAGAAAUGAGUGGAAUGCUAUCUUAAGCCAAAAAAACUAUUAUAAUUUUUAUUUAGUACUACUUAAAUGAAGAAAGAUAAAAAAAGAAACAAAAUUCCAAUUGAUAAUUAUCCCAUUCAGACAUUAGUGAAUAUGUCACUCAAUCCAAGUCGACCUUCCUCAUCAGAGUUGGUGGAACUUCAUGUUUUUUAUGUCCCUGAAGGAUCAUGGAACUAUAAGCUAAAUACCAUUUCAACAGAAGUUGUUAACAAAUUCAUUUCAGCUGGAUUUCUAAGAGUAUCUCCUCAACUUACUUUACGAGCCCUGAGGGAGUGUCUUGGUGAGUUCCUGGGUGAAGAUGCUAUUGCAGAAAAAUUUUUAUUUCUGAAAUGCAUUGGAAAUAAUUUAGCUGUGGUGAAGGAAAAGCAAGAAUCAGAACUGAAACUCAAAUCAUUUGCUCCUCCAUAUGCUCUUCAACCAGAAUUAUAUUUGCUUCCUGUAAUGGACCAUUUAGGAAAUGUUUAUUCACCAUCAUCAACAGUUAUUUUAGAUGAGCGGCAGACUAAUAAUGGUGUUAAUGAGGCUGAUGGAACAAUCCACAGACCAAUUAGUGUAACUUUGUUCAAGGAGGAACCUGGAAGAGAUCCCAGUUUGUUAGAAAACACUUUGAAAGAGCUUCCUAACAAGAAUCAGGAAGAAGUUAAUUGCCAAGGUGUCCCUAAGACUAAUCAUGAUGUUCCUGAGACUGAAGUGGAUAAGCUAUUGGAUAAGCUAUUGGAUAGCUUACUGAAGCUACCAAUAGCUGAAAAAGAGUACAUCACCCUACCAGAUCACCCUUCACUUCCUUGUCAACCUGUUCUUUCUUCAGGAAUAACUGAUAUAUCUUUAUUACAAACUGAAAGAGAGAAGAUUAUCAAACAAAUGAAACAAGUAAAGGAAGAAAGAAGGUAUCUGGAAAGAAAUAGAGAAGAACUAGUAAAAACAGUUGAAAAGCUAUUUGAACAAAGCAAAUUAAAACGAUAUCAUGCCUACGAAGGUUGGAAGAAAAAAUACUUGGAAACAAAGAAAGUUACAGCAUCAAUGGAGGCGGUUUUAACAAAACUUCGAGAAGAUUUGGAACUCUACUAUAAAAAACUGCUCAUGCAACUUGAAGCCAGGGAGAUCAAGAUGAGACCAAAGAAUCUGGCAAACAUCACAGACUCCAAGAAUUACCUAAUAAUCCAGAUCACUGAGGUACAGCAUGCAAUUGACCAGCUUAAGAGAAAACUGGAUACUGACAAAAUGAAACUCAUAGUAGAAGUUAAGAUGAGAAAACAAGCAGUUUCAGAUUUACGAACAUUGAAAACUGAACUGGCACAGAAAAAAAAAUAAUACAUCUCUACAAUCUCAAUUAGGGAGCAUUGGCUGCUGCAAUACAUUCUGACCAGAUCUGACUUUGUUCAUCAUAAGACAUCACAAAGAGGAAGUCACAAGCAUCUGCGAUUCCAGUAUAAUUAUAGCAUCUUCUGUCUAUGUUCUUUGGAGACCAAGCUACAUCAAAGGUUACCUGUGGAAAAAAAUCUUACUAUUUUAUGUAAUAUGAUCAAGUGUGCAUAUUAUGUCAGAGUUUUAAAAUUAUAUAUAUUUUUUACCUUAUACUACACAAGGAAAAGGAACUGCUUACAGUAUAUGAAUGUAGGGUUUGACACACAUAGAACUUGAACCAUUCUAAGAAAUAUUUUUUGCUUACACUUGACUGAGUCAGACAUAUAUUUGGACAUACAAUGACCAGGAGCAAGACACUAUAUAGAAGAUGGCCUUCAAACUCAAAAUGUCUUCAAAUGCUAGGCUGGUACCUCAGCUGAUUAAAAGAAGCAGGUAUAAUGACAACAGGGUAUGGUGAUGCCCCUGAGCAACUAGAGAGUAAAGGCACCCUAAAAGAAUUCAAAUACAAAAGUUUUUAAAAUAUUGUGCAGGUUAAAUAUGUCACCUGUUGGCACAACCUGACUGGGUUAGGAGUUUCAGCCCGAUUCACAAUCACCUUAUAUGGUAGAUUUGGCCCAAUAUUACAGUUAAGAUAAUAGUGGUGUCUUACGGCCUACAGGUAUAGAUUAAUCAAGUCAAAAUGUUGAAUAAAUCAUUUAAAUGAUCUUAUUUUAUGGAAAUAUUCAAAUAAAUUUUGAGUAUUAUCUUUCUUUUUUUGGGGGGAUGGAGUCUUGGUCUGUCACCCAGGGUGGAGUGCAGUGGCGCAAUCUCAGCUCACUGCAACCUCUGCCUCCUGGGUUCAAGUGAUUCUCCUGCCUCAGCCUCCCACAUAGCUGGGAUUACAGGCAUGCGCCACCACGCCCAGCUAAUUUUUUUGUAUUUUUAGUAGAGACAGGGUUUUGCCAUGUUGCCCAGGCUGGUCUCAAACUCCUGACCUCAGCUGAUCUGCCGACCUCAGCCUCCCAAAGUGCUUACAGGCGUGAGCCACCACACCCAGCCUUAUCUUUCAUUCUGAAUAGUGAGCCAGCCUUCAACAAGAAUGUGUCUCUUUAUGUUUAUUGCCUUAACCAAAUAUUAAUUAGCCUUAUUUUAUACGUGUACAAAUGUUCUAAAACUUCAUUAAAGGUUGUUUUCCCCCCUUAAUUAGGCACUCAAUAAACACUGAUUAUUUUAAAAA